Chilo suppressalis (striped riceborer) is the source of this 5800-nucleotide messenger RNA. The record is from the annotation of a GenBank genome assembly. NCBI's taxonomy places the organism in Eukaryota, Metazoa, Arthropoda, Insecta, Lepidoptera, Crambidae.
AUCAAAAUUGACAUGAAAGACAGAUCAUUUACAAUGUGUAAAGCGCAUAAGUUUUAUCUAGGGGUUGAAAAAUUAGCCCUUUAUUGAACAGAGGUUGUACUAAAAUAUAUAUAUAUAUUUAGCCAGGUCUCGCUAAAAUUACAUUAUCAUACAAAACCCUACGAGGAUUCAACCGAAUACCGUUUGUAUUCGGUUCAAAUCCUUGCUGUCGUUUAAUAUUAGGUCAUACGUCAUGCUCCUUCCUAUUUGUAUAUCUCAUGCGGAAACAGCGCACGGAAGACUAUAUUGUGUGCCAGCUUAUUAAUUUUACUGGGUAGAUAGUAAAAACCUAUGGCAGUAGCAACCAGACUUCUUCUUACUGGAAAAUUGUUAAGAAUGGGAUGUCAACUAGUUUCAACGCUUUCUGGAAAACCAAUCUGUCUAGUAAUUGGCCUUAUUUGUAUGGAUCUAUUUUAUCUGAUACGCUUAGUUGGUUUAUUAAUCACAAACAGAAAGUUGUGUUUUCAAGCUUUACAUUCUGAAUCGAAGUAAUUUAUUAUUCUGUUUUUACUUAACGAAGGUCAUAUUGAUAGUAAACAACCUCAUUUUUAUCACAUAAACAUUGUUAUCUACACUACAACAAAGUAAUGCGUCAGUCCGUUUUUUCCAUGUUUGUUUUCUUUAUUAAAAUUUAGAUUACUUAGUAUGAAAUUAAAUAUGUUAAAUUCUCAUUUGUUUAGCGUUUAGUAAUAUCCUCAGCUUACUAUGGAAAGUACGCUUACUAAGGAAAUUACUAACGUUAAACAGACGAGUAUAUACAUUCCAGACUGAAAACAUGAUGUAAAGUUAUACCGGGCGUCAUAUCGAUCUCUAUGCCAAGUCACGUUCAGGGUAAAUACAGUUUCGGGAGGCGGUAUCGCUUUCGGUAGCUAAAUAGGUAUAGUAUGUAUACAAAAGCUCGGAGCGAAGUGGACUCGGAUAUAAGUAGUUGGCGUAGCUAAAACGUAGGUUCUUAUAUCGAGAUGUGAGUAAUAAAGUUAAUCCAGGUCCCGUGUAGUGUAAUAUUCGGCGGGGUGAGAGGCAGGCGCGGUGAGGGAAGCAAACCGGCCGGCGCGCGGCGGCGUCGGCCACCUGUUCGCCGCGCGGUGGCGCGCGUGAGCCCCGGCCCGGGCCCCGCGCCCCACGCCCCGGCGAGCCCCGCACCCUCGGCGCUCGCCCUCGCCGCCCGGCGCCCGUGCCCCGUGCGCGCGCUGCUCCCUUCCCUCGACUCAUUCGUACCGCGACGCGUCCACUCGUCGGCCGGCUUCCGUCAAGUUAACCGCAAACCGGGCUCAUUCGCACCGCGUCCGUUGGCCGCACCGCUUCGAUCGCACCGACCACCUAUCCAGACAUGACGGAGAGCACGGACACUCCCGCGGCCGCCGCGCCCGAGAAGACCACCACCCCUACCGAGAAUGGCACAACCGAAACACCCCCGGAGGAGACCCCCGAAAAGGCUACCGAAGAAAAGGAGAAGGAAUCACCGCCGCCCAAAGAGAUGCGCGCGGUCGUGCUCACCGGCUUCGGUGGACUCAAGACCGUGAAGAUCCUGAAGAAACCAGAACCUACGGCCGGGGAAGGCGAGGUCCUCAUUCGCGUAAAAGCUUGCGGGCUGAACUUCCAGGAUCUGAUUGUGAGACAAGGCGUCAUCGACAGCCCACCAAAGACACCAUUCAUCCUCGGGUUCGAAUGCGCUGGAGAAAUCGAGGCGGUCGGCGAAGGCGUUACCAACUUCAAGGUUGGCGACCAAGUGGUGGCCCUGCCCGAAUACAGGGCGUGGGCUGAGCUGGUGGCCGUACCAGCACAGUACGUGUACGCCGUACCUUCCGGCAUGAGCGCCUUGGACGCUGUCGCCGUCACCACCAACUACGUAGUCGCGUACCUACUGCUCUUCGAGAUGGCCAACCUUACGUCGGGCAAGAGUCUCCUGGUACAUUCCGCUGGUGGAGGUGUGGGACAGGCAGUGGCACAGCUCGCUAAGACUGUGGACAACGUGACCGUGUUCGGGGUCUGCUCCAAGAGUAAGCACGAGGCAUUGAAGGCCAACAACAACAACAUCGACCACUUGCUGGAAAGGGGCAGUGACUACACCAGCGAAGUCAGGAAGGUGUCUCCCGAUGGAGUGGAUAUAGUGCUGGACUGCUUAUGCGGCGAGGAGUGCAACCGAGGGUACUCGCUAUUGAAGCCAAUGGGACGAUACAUUCUUUAUGGAUCAUCUAACAUCGUGACUGGCGAGACGAAGAGUUUCUUCAGCGCUGCGCGUGCCUGGUGGCAAGUGGACAAGGUGUCGCCGAUCAAGCUGUUCGACGAGAACAAGAGCCUGGCGGGGCUGAACCUGCGGCACUUGCUGUUCCAGCAGGGGCGCGCGGAGUGCGUGCGGCGCGCGGUAGACGCGGUGUUCGCGCUCUGGGCGCAGGGGAAGGUGAAGCCGCUGGUGGACUCCACCUGGGCGCUGGAAGACGUGGCUGAGGCGAUGCAAAAGAUGCACGACCGCAAGAACAUCGGCAAGCUGGUGCUCGACCCGUCUCUGGAGCCGAAACCUAAACCAGCUACCCCCGCCAAAGGCAAGGCCGGCAAAGAGAAGAAACCAGCCAAAGAGAGUUCCGAGGAGAAGAAGGAUAAGGAGGCCAAAGAAGAGGAAAAGAAACCCGCCGAGAACGGUGAGAAGAACGGUGAAGAAACUCUCACUAAUGGUAACAGCGACGAAGGUCAGUCUCGAUCUAUUGUGACCAAGCAUGCGUAGACGAACACGCUUCACAUCAAUCGAAAGAGAAGGAGAAAGAGAAGGAAUCAAGCUGAAUUGUGUCCCCGCAGGAGUGAACAAGACAAACCACCGCCAAUCGAUUAUUUUAGAGCUCGCGUUAAGCUGCGACGCGACCGCGCGCCGCCGCCCACUGCACUAUGUUGCCUCAUUCUAUUAUGUUUAUACCUAAAUAAGUCUGAAUACGAUAUCGUUCGAUCUCAAUAUUAAUCAUUAAAAAAUAUAUUUUUAAAUGUAACCCCCUAUCCGAUACCGAUCGAACCGUGUCGUAAGUAGGUACCGUUUAUAGUCAUUGUGUUUGUUUUUUGUCCGGCUUUAUCACAUCACAUUAAGUAAUUAUCGUAUUUUGUUAUAUUAAUGGAUUCUGAUAUAUAAUACAAUGUACCAUAAAGUCAUAAGUUGAAUCGUUUGACAACAGCGAAAUUUGAACAAUGAAUUUAUAUUAAUAAUAAUUAUUUUUUUAAAAACCGUUUCCUUUUUUUUUACGAUUAAUUUGGCCUAAACUAUGGUCUUUUCUGAAGUAUCGAGUCUUUUUAUUAUUAUAGUUUAAUGUUUAAGACUUUAUUUUUAAGAUGAGAUAUUUUAAUCUGCAGUUAUUUUGAAUGGCUAUUAUAUAUGUAAGAUGCAGAGAUGCUUAAUCUUUAUGUAUGUUAAGCUUUAAUAUUUUAUUAGUAAAUGUUUAAAAUUUUGGCCCCUCGAGAGCACACCCGCCCUGGGCCCGCGACCGCUCGGUGACGGCUGACGAACGUAAACCUUGCGUGUGAUAUUUUGUAGUAGGUAUGCUAGAUAUUUUGCGGUAGGUAUUUUUAUGCAGCCUUUACACGACAUAUUUUCUUAAUUUUGAUGCCUAAAGUAUAUAAUUGUUUUAUAUUUUUUAUACUCUUAGAGAUUUUGUAAAUUAUUUUCUAGUUAAGAGAAAAGAGAGUUCACUAAAUUUAUUUUAAACGCACCAGUCAUUGUGUGGAUAAGUAAAAUCGGUCGUCCGUCUCGGGUCAAAGCUAGGCCGGGACUAUCUUUGCUCACGGGACGAUUGAAAUCGGUGAGUACCUAUCAUUGUGGCGCCUGGCGCCAUGGUUUGGUAGAACUCAAUAUAAUCUAUUGCGACCAUAAUAUUUCUACUUCUUUGUAUGUCUAUCUACAUACCGAACGAUGUAUCGAGGACUCUAAAAAGCUUUUUAUGUAUCUUUACACACAAAUAUCCACAUAUCUAAACGAACAUAAACUUUCACACGAUUUAUAUUAGGAAAUAAUAUUUUGAUACCAAUAUUCACUGUGUUUCUUUUUUUAUAUACUUACCUAGCAUUUAUAUCUACUCUUAAUUUUCGUAAGGUUGUAAGUAAACAUUUACCGCCAUAUGAGAUGUACAGUAUGGUUAUAAUAGGCAUAAAUAUGUACCCAGUACUAAUUAAAUGUUAUAUCUGUGUAACACAUAUCAUGCGGAUGUUAAAUGUAAAUCUGAGAGGCUGAAAAAUGUAGUCCGUUGUCGCUAAUCGACCAAACUAGAAUCAAUCUCACAAAACACUGCUCAAACCGCGCGCUGACGCAACUGUGCUCAACACGAUGGGCUGACUUGGUUAAAACUUUAGGAUUUUUAUAAAAUUUUACCCUUUUUGAACAUUUUUGCUGGAGCAUGGUCUGCGUUAGUGCAAUUGUCCAUACACGACCAGUGGUCUCGCAUUGUCCCAGUAUUGUGUGAUACGUACCGUCUGCCGUAGGCUGUGGAGUAAGUACUACCGAGGUAUUUGACGGUCUAUCACUUUUAAGGCUAUAUAAGCGAGCUGAAUCUCGAUAGAGGGAGAUAAUCCGUUAUAAUUCUAUCGAGAUCGUCCCCUAGCUAUUUAGUCAAUAAAGUGGCAGAUCACUCAAGUUCUUAGACUGUCCUUACUUGUGUAGUACAAUCUGAUGACAUAAUACGGGAUAGUCUUGAGUUAUGUAGCUUUUGUAUAGAUGUGUAACACGAGUGGCCGAAGUGUCACAAGCGUUGCUUUGUUUUUCUCGUACGGUGGCUUGGUGCUAGUUUCCUGUUGUACGCGGAUAUAACUCGCUUCAGUGUCUCGGACCAAUAUCUUAAAGCUAUUUUAGUCUCCUUUAUGGGUAAUCCUUCGCUUUGUGUGUCAAAAUAUGUGCGAAUUUCUUGUAAUGUAAACGAUACUAUUAUUAAUUAAAUCAUGUGUAUAUCAUUGACCUGUAUAAUGGUUUAGAUUUAUCUCUGAAUUUUCUUCUAUAAGAAUAUUUGAUGGAAUUCAAUAGUGAUUUAGAGAGCUGGGGUGACCGCGCCGUUUAAGAUUGUGUCCAAAUUGUUGUAGGUUAGUAUCGAAUUGAUGUCAAUAUUUAUGGAAUCCUGAGAGGUCUUCAAGUAGACGUGAACCCGCGCCGUCACGCCAGCAUGCUCCCGACAGACUGGGUCGUUAUUGUAUGAACACAUUUAUUUUUAUAAGGGCGGGCCAGUGUGUGAUAUCUAUACUAUGAAAUGAAUAAAUAAAUAUGUAUGAUCUGUAAAAAUGCUUACUCGAGCAUUUUAUUUCAUCUCCUGAUACCUCGAAAGUCCCAACAUUCAUAUUCCUAUAUAGGUCUCACUGUCUCAGAUUAUAUUCUACAAAUUCUCUACCUUUAAAUCGGAUUUCAGGAAAUAUAUUACCCUUCUGGCGAACUAUAGUACAUCUAUUCCACCUCCAGAUGAUUGCAAAUAAAUAUAAAAUGUAAAUAUUACUUAGUACGUAUCAAUGAUUGGGGGAUUUAUCUCACAUAAAUACAGUAAAAAACGCUUAUUAAUUUUAAAUAGUUAUUUGCAUUAGGUGUUAAUGUUGGAAAAAUUAUUGUUCCCGUCAACCGGACUAUAACAAAUGUGCUUUGGACAAUGCACUUUGGAUAAAACAAAUUAUAUAAUAAAUUUCGACAUGCAGGGCAUGAAAACGGAAUAAAAAGCUCCUGCAUGAUCAUUUAAUGAUAGUAUGGCCGAUUCAUACCGGAAUGGCAGCUGCUGGCAGCGAUGACUGAGACGACGCGGUGAGCACUUUCUCA